Molecule: messenger RNA, 477 nt
Organism: Caenorhabditis briggsae
Lineage: Eukaryota; Metazoa; Nematoda; Chromadorea; Rhabditida; Rhabditidae
Exons: 5
Coding region: 1-477 (158 amino acids)
Source: RefSeq, a predicted model, not a curated record
AUGCCACUGAACGUUUCCAGAUUCAAGAAGCUUCCAGAGCUGGUGAAACUUUUGUCAUUGCUAACAUCGCUAACACUUCUCAUUUACCUCGGAACCAUCAAAUUCAGACCACCAGGAAUGUCCGUUAUAUGGUUCACCAUCGGCUGCUCUAUAGUUUUCGACAUUUGCACCAUUGCAGUUCUCCUCAAAGAAUACGAUUUUUCAAUUAUGGCGAUUCGAAUGUUACCGUAUGCUGCUAUUGAAUGCGUUGGAUCAAUUCUUGCACUCAUUUUCUAUGUCAUCUCGACGGCGAUUUCAAUCAGCAGUGAAGAAGUCACUGAUGAUUUCGGAUUCAUGGUUGUUGCUAUUAUCUGUCUGUUGAGCGCACUGAUCCAUUUAUCCAACCUUGUUGUUAACAUUCGAAGAUGGAAUAAUGGAUCUCAUCAUUUGAAUCCCGCAGGUGUUUACGAAUACUCAAACUACGGAUCUGAAGCUUGA